Coccinella septempunctata (seven-spotted ladybird) is the source of this 2010-nucleotide messenger RNA. It is a transcript of the gene Ccdc85, whose product is annotated as coiled-coil domain-containing protein 85C-A. The coding region runs from base 406 to 1752 and encodes 448 amino acids. The record is from RefSeq and is a predicted model, not a curated record. NCBI's taxonomy places the organism in Eukaryota, Metazoa, Arthropoda, Insecta, Coleoptera, Coccinellidae. The transcript is spliced from 3 exons.
UUUCACUUACUCGUAGCCUCGCUUAAGCUCUCAAACCAGUCUACCUGCUGACGUUCUAAGUAACAACGCGGCCAUGUUGCCUUACCGUCGUGCAACACAAGCCCUUAAGUCAAUUCGCAAAAACAGCGGGAAAGUGCACAAAACAAACCCGAAGGUACACUUUUAAGAAAGUGCCAAAAAGGUGAGUGUCGAGUGUGGAUCGCCGCAGUGGCCUCAGCUUUCUCGAUCGAAACAAACAAUUCGGCAGGCAGUGAAACGCUCAAUAUGUGAUUUAACUGUGUACUACUUCCGUGACCCACUUUAAUUUAAAGUCAAAUUAAGUCGUACACAAAAAGACAGUGAACAUGUUGAGGUUGAAGUGACAAAAUGGUACCGUUCUAAGCGAAGUUUUGAUCUGUGAUUAACAUGUCAAGUAAAAAACAGCCGUUUAUAAAACCAGCGAACGAAGCUUCCGGAAAUUCUUUACCUCCCAAAUAUCAGCAUCCCCCGUUACCUCCCAACAGCCAGGGUAUUUUGAAACAUCCCCCGUUGAAAGAUGUCAAAAGUUAUCCUAUGAAAACUUCGGAAAAAACUGCUACCUUCCAAGUACAAGUGACGGAUCAAGGUAAAUACUAUCCUAACAAUACAAAACUCUCGUACCCUUCCUAUCCUCCUCAGCAUAGACCAGAGGAUAUAAGACACCAAAAUAUAGGUACUACCCAAGCUCAAAUACACCAAGAACUCAGACCUAUACCUUUGGAUGAACCUGGAAUUCCACAAGUGCCUCACGGUGAUCCCAGGUUAUUGCAUCAACAACACCACAGACAACCGUAUAGAUACGAGGACGAGCUCCUGAGAACAGAUAUGUUAAAAUUUGUAAGAAAACCUGAAGACAACAGGAUAAUAUCUAACAACCAACAACACAUCCAGAAUAUCCUUUCGGAGCUUAGGUCUUUGAAGGAGGCAAAUCAGAGACUGGCGGAUGACAAUCAAGAACUUCGUGACCUUUGUUGUUUUCUGGACGAUGAUCGCCAAAAAGGAAGGAAGCUGGCGAGGGAAUGGCAACGUUUUGGUAGAUACACCGCCAGUGUCAUGAGGCAAGAAGUAUCAGCGUAUCAAAGCAAACUGAGGGAGUUGGACAACAAACAGCAAGAACUCAUCAAAGACAAUUUGGAGCUUAAAGAGCUGUGCCUCUAUUUGGACGAAGAGAGAGGUAAUCAUUCCAUAUGUCCUUCUUGUGGAAGUGCACCGGCAGGAAAUCUUAGAGAUGAUGGUGACGGUUCUAGCUCGAGUACAAAUGCAGACGAACCAGGUCUUCCUCAGCAAUUUCCUGGAAAUAACCAACCCCGCAGAUCGGCCAGUAGAGAGAGGAUCCUGCAUGAAAACCUGGCUCGUCAACGGAGCACCUUUAACGAUCAGAUAAUGCAGUAUGUCCGUAGUCUAGAGCAGAGAGUUAACGAACUCGAAGAAGAUAAAAGAUCUUUAACUUUGAAAAUUAACCAGAUAGCCGCUUCUACUGGUGAUCCUACCUUAACAGUACCCCAAGAGUCUGGGGCUGGAGGACUGAGUGGAAGGCCUGAAGCUGUCGUCAGAGCUCUCCAGGUUCUCGAGGUUAGAGAACAACUAGAGAGAGAAGGACGAAUGCCAAAUGAGAACAGAGAUGUACAGGACAAUGCUGGACAGGACAUGGAUGACGGAGAAAAAGCACUAGUUAGGGAAAUGUGUAACGUUGUUUGGAGAAAGCUUGAGGAAGUUCCAGUAUCUCGAAGAUAAACAAGAAUGAACACUUUCCUAGAAAAUCUAUAGCAUUCAAUUUGUACAAAUAAAGCUUGCCAAUAGAAUGUGAAUUAUUGAAAUGAAAUGUAUGAAUGGUGGAAACGCGUAUGUUGAAUGGAGUUUCCACAAUAGAAACGCCUAUGUUUAUAUUCGUACUGUUUUUAAUCUUUUUUAUUUAUUUUAUUAACUUUCAUGUAAUUUUGUUAUUUAUAUAUAAAUAUUUUAUUCAAAUAAAGAAUUUCAGUUCCGUUACAA